Molecule: messenger RNA, 2669 nt
Organism: Branchiostoma floridae (Florida lancelet)
Lineage: Eukaryota; Metazoa; Chordata; Leptocardii; Amphioxiformes; Branchiostomatidae
Product: methionine--tRNA ligase, cytoplasmic-like
Exons: 16
Coding region: 272-2098 (608 amino acids)
Biological process (GO): methionyl-tRNA aminoacylation
Cellular component (GO): cytosol; aminoacyl-tRNA synthetase multienzyme complex
Molecular function (GO): ATP binding; methionine-tRNA ligase activity
Source: RefSeq, a predicted model, not a curated record
GUAGUUUCCAUCACGAGAUAGAAACUGAAAGAAAGCCCCAAUAUGAGUCAUUCUCUAGAUUUUUCUAUCGAAACUGUAUAAUAAGAUUCUCCUUCAGCCAAUAGCAGUACGCUUACUUAAAAUGGGCGGAGUCUAUCAGUAACGGGUAUGAACGACCCGAACCGUUCUCCAUCACAGCUACUGCGGAGACUCCUACCAUAGCAUUACAGAUAUCCUGCAGUACUGAAGACGAAACAGACGGCCGCACUGGUACAGAAAUCAAGGAUUCACCAUGGCUGACAUUGGACAGGCCACUCCGGGAGGGGGUCCGAUGACACCAGGGGAGAGAGCGGAGGCGCUGUCCUUCUUCACCGACGGGAAGAGCGCGUGCCCCAAACCGGUGAUACGGAAACACCCCAUUCUACCCAAGCCAGGUGAGAAGAACGUCCUGAUCACGAGCGCCCUGCCGUACGUCAACAACGUGCCUCACCUGGGGAACAUCAUCGGCUGCGUGCUGAGCGCCGACGUCUUCUCAAGGUACUGCCGUCUGCGCGGAUGGAACGCGCUGUACAUCUGCGGCACUGACGAGUACGGCACGGCCACGGAGACCCGCGCGCUGGAGGAGGGACUCACCCCGCAGCAGAUCUGCGACAAGUACCACGCUCUUCACGCAGACAUCUACCGCUGGUUCAACAUCGACUUCGACUUCUUCGGCAGGACGACGACUCCCCAGCAAACAGAGAUUGCCCAGGACAUCUUCUGGCGUCUGCAUCAGCGUGACCACCUGCUGACCGACACCGUGGACCAGCUGCUGUGUGAGAAGUGUGACAGGUUUCUGGCAGACCGUUUUGUGGAGGGAACCUGUCCCCUCUGUAACUACGAGGACGCCCGCGGCGAUCAGUGUGACAAGUGCGGCAAACUCAUUGUCGCCACUGAGCUCAAGAAACCGAGAUGCAAGGUUUGCAGCGCCUCUCCUGUGGUGAAGACAUCAACCCAUCUGUUCCUCAACCUGCCGCAGAUCGAGCCUAAGCUGAGCGGCUGGCUGGAGGAGAUUCUUCCCAGCGACUCCUGGUCGUCCAACGCCCGAGUCAUCACCCGAACUUGGCUGCGCGACGGCCUGAAACCCCGCUGUAUCACGCGAGAUCUCCAGUGGGGCACCCCGGUACCCUUGAAGGGCUUCACUGAGAAGGUGUUCUAUGUCUGGUUCGACGCUCCGAUUGGCUACCUGUCCAUCACGGCAAACUACACCGACCAAUGGGAGAAGUGGUGGAAAAAUCCCGAUGAGGUAACCCUGUACAACUUCAUGGCCAAGGAUAACGUACCCUUCCACAGUGUGGUGUUCCCCUGCUCACUGCUGGGUGCCGAGGACAACUACACACUGGUCAACCAUCUCCAGGCUACUGAGUUUCUCAACUACGAGGACGGUAAGUUCUCUAAGAGCCGCGGGAUCGGCGUGUUUGGUGACGACGCCAAGGACACGUCCAUCCCAGCAGACAUCUGGCGCUUCUACCUGCUCUAUGUCCGCCCUGAGAACCAGGACACCACCUUCAGCUGGGAGGAUCUGAUGGUGAAGCACAACUCUGAACUCCUCAACAACCUGGGCAACUUCAUCUACAGGGCCCUGACCUUUGUGGUGAACAACUUCCACAGCACCAUCCCCACCAUGGACCUCGAUGAGUCUGACACGGAGAUGCUGGCUCAGGUGAACAGGGAACUCCAGAUGUACAACUUCAACAUGGAGAGGGUCAGACUGCGUGAAGGUCUGACGACCAUACUGAACAUCUCCCGGCUGGGGAACCAGUACAUCCAGGCAAGCAAACCAUGGGUGCUGCUCAAGGGCACAGAACAGGAAAGAGCCCGGGCGGGUACAGUGGUGGGUCUGUGUGCCAACAUAGCGUGUGUACUGUCAGUCCUGCUCCACCCGUACAUGCCUGACAUCAGCACACAGAUACAGGCACAGCUGGCUGCACCUGUAGACGUGAACGUUGUGGGGGACAGACUGGUGUGUCAUCUGGCGCCUGGGCACAAGAUUGGACAGCCCAAGCCUCUGUUUGAGAAGCUGGAAGCAGCAGUGGUCCAAGACUUGAAGAACAAGUUUGCUGGUCGACAGAAGGAAUGAGCUAACACAACCGCACAGGCAAUACUGCACCACAAGAAAGAUAUCACAUCUACAUAGGAGACACGUUCGACUCCCUAUACGAAUGUCUUGAACCAGAUGCUUUCAUAAAUGCAAACAGCUGUCAUUUCCAACAGAUGUUCACAAAUUAAGUAAGCAAAAGACUCAGCUAUAAGAUUUGAUGAUAGGCCAGGCAACGUAAGCUAGGCUAUCAAACUAAACCAUUUGCAGCAGGUAAACAAUCAUAUAAACAAAUUAAUGUAACAUUAUCCAAUUACAUGCCACAUUGUAUGGUAUAUGUCAUGUGAUUGACUCACAGUAAAAUUUCACUGUAAUCCUUGCAAAACAUUAUCAGUAAAGAUAGAGACAAUUGCAUUUUGUGCUUAUGAAGAAUUGCAUGAAUACUGUUCCUCAGACGAAAGGUGUUUUCAUUGCUAUGUAAAAUUUUUAGUCAUCCUCCACCAGUCACUAUUGAUGUAUUACUGAUGUCUACAAAUAAUCAAAAUAUAUGGUAAUGGAUAUGUGCUUUGCCACUGAAGCUACUUAAAAUUAAACCAAGAUUAAGAAACUGUGA